Molecule: messenger RNA, 1755 nt
Organism: Populus euphratica (Euphrates poplar)
Lineage: Eukaryota; Viridiplantae; Streptophyta; Magnoliopsida; Malpighiales; Salicaceae
Exons: 2
Coding region: 102-1313 (403 amino acids)
Biological process (GO): protein localization to plasma membrane; phosphatidylinositol phosphate biosynthetic process
Cellular component (GO): plasma membrane
Source: RefSeq, a predicted model, not a curated record
GCACCCCUCGAAACGAAAACGAAAUUCCUCAAUAUUCUCCUCUCCUGAUUUUGCAUUUCCUGUCCAGAGUACAGACACGCACAGACAGAGUCCACCUCCUCAUGGAGUCCAACAACAAAAACAACUACUCUCCCUCCUCUUCCUCCUCCACAUCCACCUCCUCCACUCCCCACCCCGCCACCGCCGCCACCGCCGUCGCCACCACCACCGACCCAGUUCAAUCCUGGUGGGAAUCAGUAUCAAAAGCCCGUUCACGCAUCCUCUCCUUAUCCUCCAUCCUCCCUUCACUCCCGUCGUCUUCUUCUUCUUCCUUCUCCCUUUCCUCUCUUGCUGAAUCCGACCGCCCUGCCCUCUCUUUCCUCUCUUCCCCCGACGCUUACUGCCUCCUCUCCUCCUCCCUUUCCUCCCCCUCUUCCGGUUCUGGCUCCGAUCCCCUUUGCCAGUGGCUCUAUGACACGUACCUCUCCUCUGAUCCCAACCUCCGUCUCAUUGUCCUCUCUUUCCUCCCUCUUCUCUCUGGGAUUUAUCUUUCUCGGAUCCACUCUUCUGAUUCCUCCUCAGCUCCUUCACUCUCUGGGUUCGAAGCUGUUCUUCUUGCCAUCUAUUCCUCUGAGGUCAAAUCUCGUGGAGGAAAGCCUGUUGUUGUUCAGAUUCCUCAUCUUUCGCACCCUUCUCUUUACCAUACCCCUCGAAACAAGUUCCAUAAGUCACAGCCCCAGGCGCCUUCUGUUGGGGUUUUGUCGGGGCCUCUUGAGCCCCAGAUCGCUGUUAAGUCUACUAAGAGGCCUGUCAUUGUUGGGGUCACUUUGGAAUGUUACUUUAAGCACAUUUCGCAGAUGCCCACUUGGUCGAAAGUCGAAUUGUGCAGGUUUGCUGGUGCGUGGGCUGGACAGGAUUGUGCUUGUCAGGAUAAAUUUGAUGAAGACGAUGAUGCUGGUUAUUUCUUGGAGGGCAGGAAUCUGAUGAUAAGCAGUAGUGAAAGUGAAGAUAACUUGGGGAUUGCUGAGACUAAGGGAGUGAGGAUUCCGCUGCCUUGGGAGAUUUUGCAGCCAUUGUUGAGGAUUUUAGGGCAUUGUCUGUUGGGGCCAUUUAACACGCAAGAUGCCAAGGAUGCUGCUUCUGUUGCUGUAAGGAGGUUGUAUGCUAGAGCGUCUCAUGAUUUGGUUCCGCAGGCGAUAUUAGCUGCUAGGAGUCUAAUUCAGCUUGAUAAGAGAGCGCGAGAAGCUGCAAAGGCAGCUGCUGCAAAUACCACUUCAAAUGCUAACACCCCUGCCAAAGCUAAGAAGCAUGAAAUUCUCUUGGUCUCAAAGUGAAACUGGUCUGUUUUGGCUGUGAUUUGCGUGGCAGGUUUCUUGGGUAUAUGUGAUUGUGAGUUGAAGUUGGAUUGCUCCUACAAGGGUUUUGUACCUCCUUUGAGGUGAAAAUGUUGACAUUUAAAACAGCAAGAGAAUGGAGUCAAGCAGCUAGAGAGCUGCUUGUGUUUAGAAGUGUUCCAUUUCAAGAAGAUGAAUAUCACCGUGAUCCUUGUUCUGAAAACGAGGCUGUGUCCUGUCCAACGAGUGCUGUAAUUACUUUAUUGAAGGCAUGCAUAGAGUGAGUGGGGCAUGUUUUUUCGUUGUGCUUUAUAUAGAGUUUAUGAAUGUCAAGGCUUGGAACCACAGUUGCAGCAUUUUCUCAUGGUUUCUGAGAUUUGAUUUCUUUUGUUGACGAUGAUAAGUGUUGCACUAUGUUGAUUGCGCUAGGUUGCAUCUGUUA